This is a messenger RNA of Dendronephthya gigantea, 4449 nucleotides long. RefSeq names its product KAT8 regulatory NSL complex subunit 1-like. Gene Ontology annotation, cellular component: NSL complex. Lineage: Eukaryota; Metazoa; Cnidaria; Anthozoa; Malacalcyonacea; Nephtheidae. Gene Ontology annotation, molecular function: histone acetyltransferase binding. The coding region runs from base 823 to 3897 and encodes 1024 amino acids. The transcript has 8 exons. The record is from RefSeq and is a predicted model, not a curated record.
UUGACAAUUGAAGAAAAGUCGCAGUUUUGGCUUAUCAUUAUCUCACGGUGAGAUUUCAAAUUGUUAUCAAGUAACUAUAUUCUUUGCAUUCACCUUUUUUUUAGGUAACCGAAAAUGCCUUUAGUAAGAACUGAAGAUGUGUUAAGUUCCUGCAAUUCUCUUUCGUCGAAAUUCACACAGCUGCGAAGAUUUUGGGUUUGGAAUGAAAGAAUUAUCAAAUUUGUUCCGAAUUUUUGUGAUGUGCAUCUGAUUGGCAGAUAUCUUCUCACAACAUACACUCGAAUUACUUAUCUGACGUCAUUUUGGACCAAUCAGACCGCAGUAUUGGAGGGUGGUUGCUUGUAUUGAAACAACCGGCCAUGUGAUUGUGAAAAUCGAGACGAAGCGAAAAUAUUUCAGCCGCCAUAUUUUUAACAAUUUGCUCGAAUUUGUUUUCGCUCGGAAGGGCCAAGAACCGGCGUGCUUUGUCAAUUAAACACUUGGGAAAGUUGAUAAAGGCUUUCAUCUAUAUAUUUCAAGUAUCUAUUUGGUUCAUCGAGUUAGUUUUGGUGGUGUACUGUUCGAGUAAAAUUUGUGUUUUGCAAUAGGCGACAUACGGCGUGUUUCGUCAGAAGAAUUAUAGAAUCUACGCCAAAAGGACGUGGCGGUCACGUGCUCGGUGUUUGAAAUUUUUUGAUCGGUAUUUAGUGCAAAGAGGACAUAAUUUGGUAUCGUAACGAAACAUUAUUACUUGGAAGGAUUUAUUCUGCUUCUCGUGUUGUCAUGAGAGGCUGUGGAUUUGGUCGACGAUAUUAUAUAAUUCCCUAUCGUAAGGCAUGGUGAAUGGCGCAAAUGGCUCCCGCGCUUGCCGAAGCAGCAGGGUCCCCAAGUACGAACGGCAAUAUUUCGUCUUCGAGUUCGCAAAACCCCUUGAGAGAACCUUACGUGGAAGAAGGAAUAACGAGAGACAACUCAAAGCUGCAGAUCAACUCGACGACGCCAAAGCAAAACGGAUUUUGUCGAUCUAUGGCGAAUAGUAAUAUAAACUCUACUGUUGGCAAGCGUGUAUUGGACGAAGUUCACAAGUUGAACAACUUGCCUCGUGCGUUCAGUAAUGCUUCAGAGUCGACAAAAUCAGGCAAAAUUAAUAGCCAGGAUGUUCCCUUAGCUUCAGCGGCUGAAAAUACGUCCAAGAAGGAACAAACUCGCCCUAUUUCAGCCCAAAAAGAAUCGCUGAAUUCUACGCCCACCCGGAUCCGAAUAACAACAACAAAAACAUGUGGUUCGAACUCGCUCGAAAACCGAAGUAGCUGUCAGGCUUUGGACAAUAAAACAAAUCAUGAAACGCAACAGAGGUAUUUGUUUCCUUGUCCAGAGCCCUCGCCGCGACUUUUGUUUGAGAAAAAAGUAAAAAAAGCUGGCCUAAAUCAAGUUCGGCUUUCCACUCGUGCCCGCAAGCUAGAACGAAGGCUUCGUUCAUUACAAUCGCGGCAGCUUGAAACUCACGUCACUGACCAACUACAAACAUUCGCUGUUAACCGGAGAAAGGCGCAUCUGAGUCUUUCUCAACAGAAAUAUGAUCAAACAAAACCGGAUUUGACCCUGCGACAGCCUUCGAGGCAACUCAAGGAAGAAACGUCGUGCGAAUCUACAAGCAAGGCAGUGGGUCGUGUCGGGGAAGAACAGCCUCCGAAAGCUUCGUUAGGAAAGAAUAAGGAUAAUAAUCAUAACGAAAUGGGUGGAAAUAAUAUUCGGGCUGGUUGUGGGGAUGUUUUAAACCCUGUAAAUGACAAGGAAACUGAAGGGAUUGCCGCAAAGUCUUUGGUCUGUCAGCUCGAACUAGCUGAACAUGUGGGCGACUCGGACGCUACUGAAUGUAGUUCGGGCGCCGAGAGUUGCGACGAAAUGGAUUGUAAUCCUCCGAGUAAUGAAGCCAAAACUAAGGGGUUUCCAAGCCUUAUAAACCAGUUCUACUCUGAUCGUGGAACCAUAGCAUCAAAAUGGACGUGGCUUCGGUCGCAGGUCAUCGACAUUGAGCGUCGAAUACGCAGAUGUGAGGAAACCUACAAAGCAGUUCGCGUGAAGAAGAGGCCAAUCAAUCUCGAAAAGCAAAGACACGUUCCAGACAACAAAGUUAUCGUGUCGAUGGCGAACAAAAGCGCCAACGAUCUUCUAGUGGACACUGCGAAUGUGCUAAACAAUCGCAAGGCUCAUGCUCAAGGCGGCAUAAUGACAAGCUCUCUGACGCCCGACACUGCGUUCUCGAAAAACUCUGGAAUCCCUUUGCUGUCGGAAAAGAGCAACACGAACCUGCUAUUGAAUGUCCAGAAAUUCGCUGGCCAGCACGAUGGCGAUCAUAUCGACUCGUGUACGGCCGCUAGAACUAGAUCCGUGCAGCAAUGGCAGAAACGAAAACUUUUCGAUCUGGCCAAAAUCGAAAGGCCGAGUUCGUGCAUGCUCUGUUCUUGCGGCGAUUCGUGGACGCCGUGCGUGCUUUGCAAGCGGAGUUCGCCGAAGUUGCCGAGAUUGACGUCCCGACAAGAUCUGAGGGAUAGGGUUGCAACGAUGGAUUUGUCCUUUCAUCCUGUGCUAUCGUUCGAAACAGAAGUUCCAUUGUCUUUGCAUUUUGGUGCCUUGUUGAAGAAAGGAAACUUUCAAAGUAAAAUUUUCAAACUCAACGCGCCCGGUGAUGCAAAGACUGCGACAAAAAGAAAAUAUGUUCGAUCUUCGAGUUCUCCUGCGGCAAUUAAAAAGAAGGAGCGUAAAGAGGCUCUUGAAUUGUCGUACAAAAAGCAAGGUAUUCGAAGCCUAAGAGACAGAAAGAACAGGAAAAAGGCGGGAGGUUCUUCCAAGAACGAACGAACCCUGAGGCAAAAAUCCUCAAGAGCGAACAAAAAACGAUCCGCUGCUGUAAACGCAGGUUUGAGACUCGCCAAUCAGUUGCAGAAACGAGCCCGAAGCUUGUCAUUACCGUCUGGCAGUAGUAGACCGUCGAGUCCCGUUUCAAACACGCCCAGUCCGACUUCGCUUGGUCAUUCCUUUCCCGCGAACGCACUCAGCGCGAAAAAAAAGAAACCGACCAGUAAUGCGUUUGACAUCAACAAUAUUGUUAUCCCGUACUCGAUGGCGUCGACAACUAGAGUCGAGAAGCUUCAGUAUAAGGAAAUUCUAACACCAGCUUGGCGAGAAACGACUGUUACACCCAAAGAAUACCCACCGGAGGCAGAUGAGGAGGAUAUGGAGGAUCUCUCAAAUCUUUCGUUUGCCUUGAGACAUUUAAAAUGCGAAGAAAACGAAAGGAAACGGUUUGUUGGCUUGGCGAUAAAAAAGAAGAAACGGCCGACUCGACAGAACAGUGAGGCGACAACCCCUGAACCCGUUUCUCCUGGAUCUCUUCUCUUCGACGGUCAUUUGACUGCUAGUCAUAAUUCAUCGGGUGUUCCAUCGCCAACAUCCAACACCCCGUCGCUGAAUUCAUCUUUGAACAUUACUUCGCCUACGGGUCUAUCCGGUGCGCUCGUUAACAUGCUGUCGUCGGACUCGAUGCCCAGCAAGAUCGAGCGGUCUGGAAAGAGCUCGAGGAAUCACAAUCGGAGGAGCUCGUCCAUGGACCACAACGAGGACAGCAACGAGGCGUGGCCCGUUGUAACACCGUGGCCAUUACGGGAGUUUCCUCUAUCGGAAACGGAGAUCGAUCACUUGAACAACCCGCCGCCGACGCCCCGUGUCUUGUCCGUUCCACCCUCUCCGUCGUCUUCGCGCACGGCUAGUCCAAUACUCUCCCCUGUCGACAGCCCUGACAGCACGGCGAAUUCAAACUGGACGGUUAAAUUGCUGUCGCCUGAAGCGCAAGACAACACUGAAUCGGACAACAAACCACCGAGGAAAGGAAUCGUCUUGAAGCUGGCGAAAAGAUGAAGACCAUCUACAUCACCUUCGCCAAACGUCGCCAUUCCAACACAAAGGUUCUGCAAGACCAGGCACACAACUAAUCAAACCCGAGUAGCAUUGUUAAAAUGAUUCCUAAAUGCCAAACUUGAUUCGGACAACAUUGGUACUAAAGCAUACGUAGUUUGUCGCAACCUGUGGCAAACAGUUGUUAAUUAGCAGCAUCACGGCUAAAAGUCUGAGGAGUAAAAGUAGCUAAACCAUGUAAAAUGUAGUCCUUUGAAUAUGUUGAAAAGUUUUGCAAAGUUUUUAAAAGAAAUAAAAUACCAGGGUAUGUUGGAGGAAUCUGUACUAUAUAACUGCCCCCCUUACCAUUAUAUUUGUAAAUUUUGCACCAAAUACCUCGAUAGCAAAUCAAAGAAUGGUGUAAAGUGAUUGACUUGACUGUGGAUAUGUAGGAUUUAUUUUUCGUCACCUGUCAUUUACACCUCGAUUGCCGUGUACUAAGUAUGCUUUGCCUUUGGUUGUUACUGUAACUUGUUCGGUCCUUAAAAUUACAAAUGAUUUUAUAUUGUGACAAGA